Cottoperca gobio is the source of this 5519-nucleotide messenger RNA. Its product is annotated as oxysterol-binding protein 1-like. Gene Ontology annotation, cellular component: plasma membrane; perinuclear endoplasmic reticulum; cytosol. Gene Ontology annotation, molecular function: sterol binding. Lineage: Eukaryota; Metazoa; Chordata; Actinopteri; Perciformes; Bovichtidae. The record is from RefSeq and is a predicted model, not a curated record.
UGGCAGUAGUGCAACAUUAAGGCUGCAAGCUACCGUUAAAACCCCCACGAAGAAGAAGAUGAAGAACCUGUAGCAAAGUAGCUGUUCUCCUUAAUACAUCCAUGAAAGUAGUUAGCAAAGCUAACACUGGAGAGCUAACAUCGCUUCACCCAACACGACAUGCACGUCGUUAACAGCUAAAGUCUAGCACGGCUAUAACUUCACCCAGUGAAAGCACAGGCUGUUGUGAUGUCGGAGCCUAAGCCCCCAACUCCAACCCCUGGAGACACAUACAAGGGUUGGCUCUUUAAAUGGACUAACUACAUUAAAGGUUACCAGAGACGCUGGUUUGUUCUGAGCAAUGGACUGCUUUCUUACUACAGGACCCAGGCAGAGAUGGGUCACACAUGCAGAGGCACUAUCAACUUGGCCACAGCCAAUAUUGCUGUGGAAGACUCGUGCAAUUUUGUAAUUUCUAACGGAGGUGCGCAGACCUACCACUUGAAGGCCAGCUCAGAAGUAGAGCGCCAGCGAUGGAUCACGGCUCUGGAGCUCGCCAAAGCAAAGGCUGUCCACAUGCAGGCUGAGUCUGAUGACUCGGGUGACGAUUGUCCUGCAGCGCCCCCCAGCUCAGGACAGGGUGGAGGCUGUCGUAACUUAGAAAUCCAAUCUACACUACGCACACUGGGCAGCAAGGUGGAGGACCUCAACACCUGCAAUGAUCUCAUUGUCAAGCACGGGUCUGCCCUCCAAAGGUCUUUGUCAGAACUGGAGGGGAUUCGUGUCGGAGUGGAAAUGGGAGACAAGAUGAGACAAGUUACAGAGAGAGCCACACUGUUCAGAAUCACCUCUAAUGCCAUGAUUAAUGCGUGUAGAGACUUCCUCUCCCUGGCCCAGAACCACAGUAAGCGCUGGCAGAAGGCCUUACAGGGUGAACGAGACCAGAGGAUACGGCUGGAGGAGACUCUGGAGCAGCUGGCCAAACAGCACAACCAUUUGGAAAGAGCUUUCAGAGGAGCCACAGUUCUCCCCUCUUCAUUUAGCAAUCCCGCCUUAGGUAACAAAGGUGGUGUUUCAGGAAAAGGGGACGCCAGUGACGAGGAUGAUGACAAUGAGUUCUUUGAUGCUAUGGAAGACCCAGCAGAAUUUAUUACUGUCCCCGCUGACCCUAAGUAUCACAGAAGAUCUGGAAGCAACAUUAGUGGGCUCAGCAAUGAGACUGGAAUGGACGAUCAGUCGGUAAAUUUUGAUGAACUAUCAUUGGCAUCCAACUCAGAGUCUCCACAGCCCGUUGAGCUACAGUCAGUUAGACAAAGACGGACCCGUAUCCCUGACAAGCCCAACUAUUACCUCAAUCUGUGGAGCAUCAUGAAGAAUUGUAUUGGAAAGGAGCUCUCAAAGAUACCGAUGCCUGUGAAUUUCAACGAGCCUCUCUCAAUGCUGCAACGUCUAUCUGAAGACCUGGAGUACUACGAGCUGCUGGAUAAGGCUUCUAAAUGUCAGAGCUCUCUGGAGCAGAUGUGUUAUGUGGCCGCUUUCACCGUCUCCUCCUACUCCACCACUGUCCACCGCACAGGAAAACCCUUCAAUCCUCUGCUGGGAGAAACCUUUGAGCUUGAUCGGCUACGAGAUUGCGGCUACCGCUCCCUCUGUGAACAGGUGAGUCACCACCCACCUGCCGCAGCUCACCAUGCCCUCUCUGAAAAGGGCUGGACCCUCAGACAAGAAAUUACCCUAGCCAGCAAGUUUAGAGGAAAAUAUCUCUCUAUUAUGCCUUUAGGUUCUAUCCAGUGUUUGUUUGACAAGAGCAACAAUCACUACUCCUGGAAGAAAGUGACUACAACAGUACACAACAUCAUCGUUGGAAAGUUAUGGAUUGACCAGUCAGGGGAGAUAGAUGUGGUCAACCACAAGACAGGAGAUCGCUGCCACCUCAAGUUUGCUCCCUACAGUUACUUCUCCAGAGAUGUGCCAAGAAAGGUAACGGGAGUAGUAACGGAUAAGGAUGGGAAGGCCCAUUACGUGCUUUCAGGAACCUGGGAUGAGAAGAUGGAGUUCUCCAGGAUAAUGCAGAGCAGUAAAGGCGAGAACGGCACUGAAGGCAAACAGAGGACGGUCUAUCAGACCCUCAAAGCCAAAGAAAUCUGGAAAAAGAACCCUUUACCAGAUGGAGCAGAGAACAUGUACUUCUUCUCCUCACUGGCCUUGACGCUCAAUGAACUUGAAGAGGGAGUGGCGCCAACAGACAGUCGACGACGCCCUGACCAGAGGUUAAUGGAGGACGGCCGUUGGGACGAGGCUAACGCAGAGAAACAGAGGCUAGAAGAGAAACAGCGCAUCGUCCGCCGAGAAAGGGAGAGGGAGGCUGUUAAAGCAGCCAGCUCUCCUGAGGAAGGCGCACAUCCCGACAACUACCAAGCAAUGUGGUUCGAGAAGUUGGACGACCCCGCUUCCGGAGAGACCUUGCAUGUCUACAAGGGCGGUUACUGGGAGGCGAAAGACCAAGGCGGCUGGGACGUGUGCCCUGAAAUCUUCUGAUCCGGCCUCUGUGGUGAACAAACCUUGCAUCAUCUUAAGUGGAAAAUCAAGCCUGACAUCAACCUAUCUUCAACUUCUGUAGCUUCAACUGAUCACCCUUCUCCAGCAGUGAUUUGCUCAGGGCUGAGGGCAUCUGAACGUCACCCCGAACGUAGAUACAAUGCACAUUGUAGCAUUGUUGUAACAUUGCAGAUGCUUAGUGUUCAGAAUUCCCUCUCACUGCCUCUCAAACACUGAUGUGUAUCUCUGUUGGUCUACUGUUUGUUCUCAGUCCAGUUUUCUUUGGUACAGCCUUUUGAGUUGCAUUUGGCAGCAGGAUAUUUGGGUAAUGCUGUUAUGCAUUUCCUUUUAUAAAAAAAAAAAAAAAAAAAAGCCCUGCAGUCAAAGGCAUAAUUCAUUCAGAUGACAUUUUACGAUAUACAAGGUUUGCUUAGGGAGAGUGAGCUGCUACCUAACAUGUAACUUAUGUCUUUGUAUUUGUCGUACACUCCUGAUUAUGACUACUUUUGCAAUUAAUUUGUUGCAGCGUCCCCAGCACAGCGCCACUGUGAUUCAAAGUUUAAUCAUACCCAAUGUGUUUUAUUAGUUCACACAGUAAAUAUUGACUCUACCAGUUUCAGACCACAUCAGAUGCAUAGAUGCAUAGUGCAGUUAGGAAGUGUCACAAACACCAAGACAUCAUACAGAGUUUGCCUUUGAAUUUAUAGUAAUUUGCGGUGCUACUUUAUUCCCUGAGGUGAAACAACUCCCAAGGUAUUUAAUAUCUACAUAUGAGCCUUUUUUUUUUUUUUUGCACUCAACUAAUACAUUUCAAAAUAUGUAUGAUAUUUCUUUUUUCUGAUAUCCCUUAAACCCCCUUGUAAAAAACAUGGUAGCGGCGAAGACACGUGAAAGUCAUUCAUUAUAAUUAUUCCACUCAUAUUUUGGCCCGGCUAAUUCUGCUUUGGUCAUUUCUUUAGAAUAAUUGUGGGUCUACAUUCGUCAUUUCAUAUAUAAGCAGUUUUUAAAACCUUUUUCAUUAUACAGGAAUAAAAUGAAAGGUUCUUUUCUAUCCAUUUUUUUUUUUAAUGAGGAAGAAUAAUGACCUUUCUGUGUGUAGCACAUUAAGUUUAAUAGAAUAUAUGUUCUUUGUUUAAUAUGAUACCAUAUUGACUACUAUGUACAAGUACCAAUGAAAAUAUGAAGUAUAAAAGUACAAAUGGCACCAUGGGGGGGGGGGGGGGGAACGUUCAGAACUCUCUUUUUGUUUGUUUUUCCUGUAUAUUUUUACAUUUGAAAGAAUAACUUAAGACUAAAUCUUUUGAGUUCCUAAAUUACACGUACAGACUCCUAUUCUAUAGUCCUUAUUCCAACAGAAGUUAUUUUAAUUUUUUUACAGAGAAAAUCCUUUAAUUCUGUCAUAGAUCCCCAAAAACCUGUGAAAAAUCCAACGUGUUUUGUGAGACACUAUGCCCCCAAACUACAACGUCACAAUCCCCCGACGUAUAAGAUGGGCAGCGGAUACAUCUUUUCAAUUUGUUAAAGCAUGCGUGAGCUAAAACUGAGGUUAUGUGGCUAUUGAAAGAGUGUAGUUGAGCAGAAGAGCCUCGUAAAAUUGAAUCCUAUUGUGUAUGAGAUUGACUCUAAUCCUUAUGUGUAACAUGAAGUUAUUUUGAUUCUCACACACAUCGUACACUUAUUUUCAUACCUAAAUGUUGUGCCCUCACUAAUGUUAAUACUUGGAUUAACUAUUUAAAUUGUGCUUUCAAAGUAAAUGUUGAUGCUCCCCACUUGAACAGAGAUUCAUUAAGAGCAGCAGAGCUGAGCUGUGUGCGGGUGUCUUCUGGCUUGAUGAAUAGAGAAGUGAAGGGAAAUGUGAGGCAAGUGUUUUUGUCUUCCUGGGUUUCCUUCAAAACGUAUUAAUCAUAGCUUUAAUCUUGAUGUAGGUUGUGUUUGUCGUUGUGUGGUGUGAGUGUAGUUUUUUAACAGACAGCAAUAAGAGUGCCUCAGUGCAUAUACAUGUGGCACAACAUGAAAUGUGUGAAGUGAGAUCACUGAAACUGCAAAAACUGAAUUCUGUCAUUGUGUUUGUCUCUGUCAUUUGUCACGAGUGGAAGGAUUGUGUGGUUGAUGAAAAAUCUAAAUUUCAUUUUAUAUUCAAGUGUACUUAAAAAGGAGAACACUGAAAAUGAAGAUGACAAAACAUAAUGUUGAAAAAUAUUUCUGUGUAAAUAUAUGAAAUGGUAAAGUAAUUGUGAUAUUAACUGGUUAUAUUGAUAGAGAAUCUAAUGGCGGUGAUGCACUUUUGCUUUUCUUUAUCUUCUUUUUCAUUGUUUUCACUCAGAACUGGAUGCAUUUUCAAUGUGUGAGCUGAGCGUACCGUGUUAUGAAUCACCCUCUACAGCUUUAUUUUAAAUGAUAUAAAUUUGUUUUGGUGUGAACCAUCCCUUGGUAUGAUUUAAUGUUGCUUAAUGCAUCAUUCAAACACAUGAUGAAGAGUGUGUGAGGAAUGUACAGCUUGGUGUUACUCUUAAGUCUCCUAAAUUACAGAUUUCUUGUCUUGUCUUUUUCAACAUAUAUAUAAUCUUGUUUUUUAGCCAAGGCUCUUAACCCCAUCAUGUCGUGUGUUUUUAACCUUUAACCUUUCUUAAGUUUCUACCUUUUUCGUCCUAUUCAUUGUUUCCAGCUAAGAUUGUUUUUGCCUAGCAUGGUGGAGAUUGUCACGAUGCCAUAACAUCCCACAAUUCUCACAAAUGGACUCAAGCUGUUCCUGCACUUACGUACAGUACAUUAUUUAUCAUGCCCUACGUGAUUCGACAAUUUGAUGUUGAGUUUGUCAUUUUGUGAGUUUGUUUUGAAAAGUUUUCCGUCAACCAUAUUGCAAACUUAUGUAAAUUGGUUAAAAUAUACAAAUGUAUUCACUCACUGUUCUGAGCAUACCUUUCACCUUGAAUGCAGUUUUUUUUUCUUUGCAGGAUUGUGUUAGAGGUUGCCAAUAUUAAAGUGAAUGGAAAUGGAGUGUU